AUGAAUUACCCUAAUGGAGCUCAUGUGAGAGCUGAGAGAGAUCAGAGAUCUCGGGAGCCAGAAUAGGAGUGAGAAAGAGUGCAAGAGAAAGUGGGAUUUGUAAACGCUGGGCUUUUGAGCUUCUGAAAUGGAAAAGGUCCAACGAAGCCCUGAAAACGAGCCGGCCCCAUCCAAACAGCGACUGACGCGAUGUGUAUUCAGCGCGGCGUUUUUUGGGGCUCUUGGCUCCUCCUUCCUGUAUGGUUACAACCUGUCGGUGGUCAACGCCCCGGCCAAAGAUAUAAAGGCGUUCUAUAACCUGACAUGGAUGACGCGUUAUGGUAAACCAGCAUCGGUGGACACGCUCACUUUGCUCUGGUCCAUCACUGUGUCUAUAUUUGCUAUUGGAGGUCUGAUGGGGGCACUUACUGUCCCCUUCCUUAUUAAAGUACUGGGCAGGAAAGGCACUCUACUGGCCAAUAACGUGUUGGCCGUUAUCUCGGCGCUAUUAAUGUCAUUGGGCGAGACAGCAGGCUCCUUCGAGAUGCUCAUCAUUGGUCGCUUUAUUGUUGGCAUGGAUUCAGGAGUGUCUCUCAGUGCAUUGCCGAUGUAUCUGGGCGAGAUUUCUCCGCGACAGUACCGUGGCUCCAUCGGCCAGUUUAACGCCGUCUUCAUCUGUCUCGGAGUUUUCACCGGACAGCUGUUCGGCCUUCCUGAGAUUUUCGGCCAGAAGGACAGAUGGAACUUCCUGUUUGCCUUUAUCGCAGUUCCUGCCGUUCUGCAGUUGUGCGUUUUGCCAUUUUUGCCAGAGAGUCCACGCUUCCUGCUGAUGGAGCGCAGAGAUGAAGCGCGAGCUGAAAAGGCAUUCCAGGCAUUUUUGGGAAAGAAGGAUGUGAGUGCUGAAUUGGAGGAGGUGUAUGGGGAGAUUAGAGUGCAGAACACUCAGCAGUCCGUGUCUUUCUUCCGUUUGUUCCGUAAUCCUUCCAUCCGCUGGCAGCUCAUCACUGUCAUCACCAUCAUGAGCAGCUACCAGCUGUGUGGGCUCAAUGUCAUCUGGUAUUACACGAAUGGGAUAUUCAAAGGUGCAGGAUUUGACAAGAGCACAAUCCCGUACAUCACGCUCAGCACGGGAUUCAUCGAGACGCUGGCAGCCGUCAUAUCGGGUUUGGUGAUUGAGCGUGUUGGACGCAAACUGCUCCUGAUCUUUGGCUUUGCAGCGAUGGCCGUGUGUUACAGCCUCCUCACAGUCUUCUUGCACUUCCAGGACAGUUAUUCAUGGAUGCCAUAUAUGAGUUUCAUCUCCAUACUGGCCCUGAUUGCGUCUUUCUGCUCUGGCCCAGGUGGUAUUCCCUUUGUCCUGACCGGUGAGUUGUUUGAGCAGGCGUAUCGUCCUGCUGCAUUUCUGGUGGCUGGAAUUGUUAACUGGCUGGCCAAUUUUAUCGUGGGCCUCAUCUUCCCUUUCAUACAGGAGUCGCUCAAGAACUUUGCCUUCUUGGUGUUUGUCUUCGUGUGCGUUCUCGCCGCCAUCUACAUCAUCGUUGUCCUCCCCGAGACAAAGAACAAAACCUUCGUGGAGAUCAGCCAGAGUUUUGCCAAGAUCAACAAUAUCCACCAGAGCAUGGCGGUGGAGAUGGAGGACGUCCUGGACGUCCAACAAGAAAAGAUCAAAGCACUGGUCCUAAACAUUGAAAACGUUAAUGCUAAAUAUCCAGGCAGAAAUCAUGAAAACAACGGUGUGGUGAGAGAGAGCUGUUUUUAGCCCUGCACAAUCAUUCUAGGAGUAUACGUGUUCAGCAAUACAUAAUAUUAUGUUCUACAAAGGUGCAGAAUUAAAUUCUAAAGGUAUGCUACUGUUAAUUUGAUGCAAAAUCAUGCUAACAUUGGUGCUAAGUAAAUAUUUUUUUACGGGUGCAUACUAUAUUUCAAUUCAAACUAAUGUUCCUCACUUCUCUUUCCAUUAGACAUGGGUCAUGCUGUAGUUCUAGCUGUAAAGCCUUGAAGGCAGCUAUUUUGACACCAAAAUAUAAUCGUAAAAUUGCUACAUCUUUUAAAUGUUUACACUAAUUGCUGCUAUGACGUGCUAUAAUAAAAUACAGUCAUAUUUUUCAUAUUUAAA
Messenger RNA from Silurus meridionalis, 2095 nucleotides. RefSeq names its product solute carrier family 2 member 9, like 2 (gene slc2a9l2). Gene Ontology annotation, biological process: monosaccharide transmembrane transport. NCBI's taxonomy places the organism in Eukaryota, Metazoa, Chordata, Actinopteri, Siluriformes, Siluridae. The transcript is spliced from 13 exons. Gene Ontology annotation, cellular component: membrane. The record is from RefSeq and is a predicted model, not a curated record. Gene Ontology annotation, molecular function: hexose transmembrane transporter activity. Bases 128 to 1738 code for a protein of 536 amino acids.